AAAUAAAAUAAAAAUUGUUAUUAAUGAAAAUAUGUAAUUAUUUUUUAAUAAAGUGUAAGUGGGCAAUUUGAGAAUAUUUCAGAAAUAAAUGCAAAACCUAACCUAAAACAUAUUAAAUUAGAAAUAUUUAAUUGAAAAAUCAGAAGAUUAGUUAAAUUUCUAGUUGAGAAAUGAAAAUUUUGUGUGGAAAAGUUUAAAUAACUUGACAGAGUGAUUUUGAUCAAAUAUUCUAAUUCGAAUUUGACAUAAUUUCGGAUCAAAUACUCGAAAAUUCCACAAGAAUUCAAUAUAAAUUGGAAACUUAUACUAGAAGAAACAAGAAGUUUUAAUUUAAAUUUAAAAUUCUCAAGUUUUUUUGUCUUAAAUUUUAAUAAAUAAUAAUUUGUUUUUGGAAUAUUUUGGAAUUAGAGCAAAAUAAAACAAGAUAUGACCCCGACGGCUGGUCAACUUUAUGGAUCACAAAUACCUACAAUGGGCAUGAAUAUUACAAACAUUGCAUCACAUAUACAAAAACCACAAGUUAAUCCGGAUCAUCCCAGUUUACGUGGUACACCGCUUGCAAUGUUAGCAGCACAAUGUAAUAAAUUGUCAAGUAAAUCACCACCACCACUAGCUGAUGCUGCUGUUGGAAAGGGAUUUCAUCCUUGGAAAAAGAGCCCAACAAAUGGUUCUAAUUCAGGUAAUAACAGUGGGCCAGGAAGUAAUGGUUCAGCUAAUAAUAAUGGUCAAAAUUCACCUUGUGCUAUUUCAUCUUCUUCACCAUUAUCCGUAUCGAAUAACGUCCAAAGAUCUUUACCAUCAACUACAAUUAAUUCAAUGUCAAAUAUUUCUGUAAGUCGACCGAUAACAUCAUCCUGUUCAGCAGCAGUUUCUACCCCAUCAUAUGGCAGUGAUUUAUAUUUUCCAAGUGCAACAGCAUCACCAACAGUGGCUGAAAAUCCACAUAUGCACCAAGGCUUUUUAGGUAAAGUUGAAGGUGCAGCAUUUGGUUCUGUUUAUUCAAGACAUCCAUACGAUUGGCCAUUUAAUGCAGUCGCAGGGCCACAUAAAACAGAAAGUGUUAAUUCUGGUUGGUGGGAUAUGCAUAGUGCUGCUGGAAGUUGGUUAGAUAUGGGUAGUGCUGCAGCAGCUGGUAUGCAUUCAACAAUGGCAAAUUAUGCUACGGCUGGUUCCGAUUAUUCAUCAUUAACACAUUCUUUAUCAAAUACGGCUCAUUUAUUAGGAUCUGGUCAACAUUUACUACAAGAUACUUAUAAGAGUAUGUUACCAGGGCAAGGUGUUGGCGGAUUCAGUUUACCUCAUGCAACAAGUCCAAAUACUCCAGGUCAAGCGGCAACCCCUAGUACACCAUCACCAAGAUCACAACGAAGAUAUGCUGGUAGAGCAACAUGUGAUUGCCCUAACUGCCAAGAGGCUGAACGACUUGGACCAGCUGGAGUUCAUUUAAGAAAGAAAAACAUUCAUUCAUGUCAUAUUCCGGGCUGUGGUAAAGUGUAUGGCAAAACAAGCCAUUUAAAGGCACAUUUAAGAUGGCAUACUGGUGAGCGACCCUUUGUAUGUAAUUGGCUUUUCUGUGGUAAACGUUUUACACGAUCUGAUGAAUUACAACGGCAUUUAAGAACGCAUACAGGAGAAAAACGCUUUGCUUGCCCAAUAUGCAAUAAACGAUUUAUGCGAAGUGAUCAUUUAGCAAAACACGUUAAAACACAUAAUGGUGGAGCAACAAACAACAACAACAAUAAUAAUAAUAAUAACAACAAUAAUAUUAAGAAAACAUCAUCAGAGUCAUGCAGUGAUUCAGAAGAAACAACAAAUCAAUCAGGUGGUAAUGUUAAUGCUGGUGGUCCCGGGAAUAACAUUGGCAUUUCCAAUGAUCAACAAUCAAUUCACCAUACAGGUCAAUCACAUCCGGGUACACCAACACAUCCUGGUAUGACACAAAUAUCCAAUCAUCAUAUGAGUGGUUCACCUUCUUUAAUGCAACAGCAGCAACAUCAUCAUCAAAUUUCACAUCUACAACAACAACAACAGCAGCAACAACAUCAUCAUAAUCAUCAUCAUGCACCUAGUCCCGGUUUAAUUGAUCAUCAUAAUAAUUUAGAUAUAAAACCACCUCAUAAUUUAGUUUGAGGCUCACUGGGACCUCUUUUAUUCUCAACACAAGUUAUGGGAAUGGGGUCCUUUAAUUAAAUUUUACAUAAAAUUGUAAAAUUUUUAAAAUUAAACGCAAACGAUAUUAUAAAAUUAUAAAAAUACAAUUUUGUUAAAUUUUUGUAGUGUAUAAAUUUUGAAAUUACUAAUUGAACACUGAAGGUGUUUGAUAAACUUAUACAUAUUUCAUUGUAAACAUAAAUUAAUUAAUUUCGUACGAUAGCCUUAUAGAGAAUGUUUUGUGAAGUAGAUAGCAAGCCUGUGCAUUAAAACGCAUGCAAUAUACAAAUGGCUAAAGUUUAAAUAAAGAAAAACAUAUGUAAGUUCUCAAUUCAGGAACUUUCUUUAGUUCACACUCUAGAUUCAAAAGCUUCUGGAACCAUCACUAAAGAGUAAUUACUUUAUAACUAUAUACACAACUCUGAAAUUUAUCGAAUUUUCGGAACUCUAAAUUUAUAAAUAAGUUAUUGUUAAAAUUUACCUUUUAU
Molecule: messenger RNA, 2639 nt
Organism: Condylostylus longicornis
Lineage: Eukaryota; Metazoa; Arthropoda; Insecta; Diptera; Dolichopodidae
Gene: Sp1
Product: transcription factor Sp9
Exons: 4
Coding region: 427-2130 (567 amino acids)
Biological process (GO): regulation of transcription by RNA polymerase II
Molecular function (GO): RNA polymerase II cis-regulatory region sequence-specific DNA binding; DNA-binding transcription factor activity, RNA polymerase II-specific
Source: RefSeq, a predicted model, not a curated record